This is a messenger RNA of Ogataea philodendri, 3864 nucleotides long. RefSeq lists its product as uncharacterized. The record is from RefSeq and is a predicted model, not a curated record. Gene Ontology annotation, cellular component: membrane; intracellular membrane-bounded organelle. Lineage: Eukaryota; Fungi; Ascomycota; Pichiomycetes; Pichiales; Pichiaceae. Gene Ontology annotation, molecular function: ATP binding; ATP hydrolysis activity; P-type calcium transporter activity. Gene Ontology annotation, biological process: intracellular calcium ion homeostasis. The transcript is spliced from 2 exons. Bases 1 to 3864 code for a protein of 1287 amino acids.
AUGGCUAUCUCAAGACGGCCCACUGAUCUUGAGGCGCAAGCCAAUCAAAAGUUCUCACUGGAGGAUCUUGGGGCCCUCCAUGAUCCUAAGUCUCUACAAAAACUCUCAGAAUUAGGCGGAAUCGACGCGUUAGUCUCUGGACUGGGCACCGACGAGGCCAGAGGCUUGUCUUCUGACAUCCAAGGACAAGAAUUACAGCAAAGAAAGAAAACAUACGGCAUAAACACACUUCCACAAAAACCUCCAAAAUCGUUUCUCAAGUUAUGUUGGGAGGCCAUGCACGAUCAGAUCCUCAUCAUGUUGACCAUCGCAGCCAUAAUAUCACUAGCACUGGGUCUCUACGAGACUUUUGGUCAGCCUACUGAGUACGACGAAGAAGGCAAAGCAAUGCCCAAAGUCGAAUGGGUCGAAGGUGUGGCCAUCAUUGUGGCCAUUUUGAUCGUGGUGCUUGUUGGAUCGCUCAACGACUUCAACAAAGAGCGCCAAUUCACCAAACUGAACGCAAAGAAAGACGAUAGAAACAUCAUCGUUUAUAGAUCGGGCGAAAAACAGUUUUUGCCUAUUGGAGAGUUGCUUGUCGGAGACUUGGUGUACGUCGAGACAGGUGAAGUGGUCCCUGCCGAUUCCGUGCUCGUCUCUGGAGAGUGCGAAUGUGACGAGAGUGCAUUAACAGGUGAAACUCACGCUAUACGCAAGAUCCCUGCAAGGUACGCCUUGGAACAUUACGAAGCUCUUGGCGACGCAUCGAAAGAUAUUGGAGACAAGGGAGUUGACGACCCAAUGUUAAUAUCUGGUGCCAAGCUGAACAGCGGUCAAGGUAAAGCCAUUGUGACUGCCGUUGGCACCAACUCAAUGCAUGGAAAAAUCAUGAUGUCUCUUCGUCACGAGGCGGAAGAGACUCCGUUACAAGCCAGACUCACAGGACUGGCAGAUGGUAUUGCCAAGUUCGGAUUCUUGGCAGCCAUAAUCUUGUUCAUCGUGCUUUUCAUCAAGUUUUGUGUGAAGCUUAACGGGGACUACUCUGGAUUGACCGGUGCUCAAAAAGGUACAAAGUUUGUCAACAUCUUGAUCACUGCAAUUACCAUUAUUGUGGUGGCUGUUCCUGAAGGAUUGCCGUUGGCCGUGACUCUUGCUCUUGCCUUCGCUACAACGCGUAUGAUGAAGGACGGCAAUCUGGUGCGUGUUUUGAAGAGUUGUGAGACAAUGGGCGGUGCGACCGCUAUUUGCUCAGACAAGACGGGUACUUUGACGGAGAACAGAAUGCGUGUUGUUCGUGGAUUUAUUGGAGACCAGGAGUUUGACGAUACCAAUUCAGAUGGAACCGUAACCAGUCUGGAGGUGGCGGGACAAGUCGCUGAUAGAUUGAAGGCAAGCGUCUUGGACAACGUUAUGUUGAACUCCACCGCUUUCGAGUCCAAGAAGGAGGAAAAAGCUCCAGUGAAGGAGAAAUCCAGUUGGUUCAAGAAGUCACCACCACCAGUGCAGCAGGAGGUUGAAGAGGAGUUUGUUGGAUCCAAGACCGAGUGUGCUCUUUUGCUAUUGGCAAAGGAUAAAUUCAAAGCCAUUGGCGACUCGAGCCCAUUGGACUUGAUCCGGGAACACUCGCAAAGCCGUAUAGUCCAGGUAAUUCCCUUCGAGUCUUCUCGUAAGUGGGGAGGACUGAUUGUCAAGACAGACUCUGGAUACAGAUUCUACAUCAAGGGAGCAUCUGAACUUGUUUUUUCUCGCUGCAGCUUCAGAUCCAAGUCUGAUGGAACCAUUGUUCCGAUCACGAGCACCGUGAAAGAGCAGAUCAAUUCUCAAAUCACGGUUCUUGCUGAAGACGCCCUCAGAACUUUGUGUCUUGCUCAUUGUGAUUAUGACGGUUUGAGUUCAUGGCCGCCUGCAGAGUUGGCUAAGAACGAUAACAGAAAGGAGGCCGAUCCAAUGCGUCUUUUUGGGGAUGCUGUUGAGAUUCUCGCGAACGAUGCAAACGCUGCUGCAGAGAAGAACAACAACCUUCCAAAGAUCGUUAUUGGAGAAAGUGAGAACAAGCAGGAAGGAUUGGUUCUUGACAGUUUGGUUGGUAUCCAGGAUCCACUAAGAGAUGGAGUGAAGGAAGCAGUUCAAAAAUGUGCCAGAGCAGGUGUCCGUGUUCGUAUGGUUACCGGUGACAACAUUUUGACGGCUCGUGCCAUUGCCAGAAAUUGCAACAUCCUCAACGAAGAACAGUACAACGAUCCAAGCGCAUGCAUGGAAGGUCCUGUUUUCCGGACGCUCAGCGACCAGGAACGGAUCAGUCUAAUUCCAAAGCUGUGCGUUUUGGCGCGUUCUAGUCCUGAGGAUAAGCGUAUUUUGGUUGACACUUUGAGACAUCUGAGGGAAGUUGUUGCUGUCACUGGUGACGGUACCAAUGAUGCACCAGCUCUGAAGUUGGCCGACGUGGGCUUUUCCAUGGGAAUCGCAGGAACAGAGGUUGCCAGAGAGGCUUCUGACAUCAUUUUGACCACCGACGAUUUCUCCUCAAUUGUUGACGCUAUCAAGUGGGGAAGAACCGUUUCCACGUCGAUCCGUAAGUUUGUUCAGUUCCAGCUUACAGUCAACGUUACUGCCGUUGCGUUGACCUUCAUCUCAUCUGUUGCAUCUUCGGACGACAGCUCUGUUCUUACUGCAGUCCAACUGUUGUGGGUGAAUCUCAUUAUGGAUACGCUUGCUGCUCUGGCCCUGGCCACAGACAAGCCUGCCGACGACGUGCUAGACCAGAAGCCUGCCGGUCGCCAUGCUCCGCUGAUUUCGACGUCCAUGUGGAAGAUGAUCAUGAGUCAGUCUGCCAUCCAGCUGAUCAUUACAUUUGUGAUCCAUUUCGCAGGCGAGCAGAUCUUUUAUCCGAACGGUCAUGUGACCGACCACGACAGAACCAAACUUUCUUCGCUGACGUUCAACACUUUUGUCUGGCUACAGUUCUUCAAUCUGUUCCUCACGCGGAAGCUGGACGAAGGAGAUGGAAUUACGAAGGUGAGAGACAGAAUCACUCGGUCUAACUUGGACUUCACACAGCAUUUCUUCAGCAACUGGUACUUCCUUGCAAUUGCAGCGAUUAUUGCCGGUUUCCAGGUUUUAAUCAUGUUUGUUGGAGGAGCAGCUUUCAGUAUCUCGCGCCAAACUGGAGCUAUGUGGGGAACCGCAAUUAUCUGUGGUCUUGUGUCCAUUCCUGCUGGAAUCAUGAUUAGAAUUGUUCCAGACGUUUGGGUCGAGAAGAUUUUCCCUACAAAGGCGUUCAACAAGCUGGUGAGCCUGUUGAGCUUCAGAAGAAAGAAGCACAAGGAAGCUGCAUUUGAGGAAGUGGAACAGAGGGAGGUGAAGACUCCUGACUUCCACGACGAGAAUGUUUUGAGUGUUGCCACGUUCAAGAAUAUAUUUGGAAGAUCAAGGUCCUCCACCUCGACCGAAACCUCUGACUCUUCGCAAAUGACCGAAAGCACGCUUUUCUCUUCCAAUGACAGCAGAUACACUGCUCAUUCGGAGGAUAAUCUCGUGAGAUUUUUGAAGAACGGAAGCAGGUCCACCAGUAACUGGAUCUUGUCCACGAGUCCCUGGUUCACCUCUGCGGAUCCUUUCUCCUUUUGGAUCUGGUCCAAGAUUGUUUCUUCGAGUAUACUGAGCGACGAGGAGAACGUGUCGAGACUGACGUUUGCAGCCGGGUCGCUCUGCGUGGAGCCUGUUGGUGCAAAGGACAACGUGCUCGAAGCGUUCUGUAGUUUUCCUUCCUCAAUUGUGCUUGUGAGCACCACGGCUUGGAUUAUCUCGAAUAUGUCCAGUGUGGCUUUUAUACGCUCUUUGACCAGUUUGAGGUCCUGGAAGUCCUUGACAAGGUCUUCCGACUGA